This is a messenger RNA of Wasmannia auropunctata (little fire ant), 1200 nucleotides long. RefSeq names its product probable 2-oxoglutarate dehydrogenase E1 component DHKTD1 homolog, mitochondrial. The record is from RefSeq and is a predicted model, not a curated record. The coding region runs from base 1 to 1200 and encodes 399 amino acids. Gene Ontology annotation, molecular function: oxoglutarate dehydrogenase (succinyl-transferring) activity; thiamine pyrophosphate binding. Gene Ontology annotation, biological process: tricarboxylic acid cycle. The transcript has 6 exons. NCBI's taxonomy places the organism in Eukaryota, Metazoa, Arthropoda, Insecta, Hymenoptera, Formicidae.
AUGCCUUCUACACCUCAAGCACUUUAUAGCACCACACGCUACAAUCAAUCACAACGCACGACGAGAUCAUUUCAUCCACAUUUACUAAAAAAUCAUAUUCAAAAUCGUCUAAAGAAGAUCGAAAACGGUAAUGCUUUGGAUUGGUCGACUGCUGAAGCAUUAGCCAUCGGUUCUUUAUUAUAUCAAGGAUAUAAUGUGAGAAUAAGUGGACAAGAUGUGGGCCGUGGCACUUUCUCACAGAGACACGCAAUGCUCGUUGAUCAAUCUACAGGAGCUAUUAUCAUUCCACUGAAUUCGAUGGCUAGUAAUCAAACUGGUAAAUUAGAAGUAGCCAACAGUAUUCUAUCAGAGGAAGCUGUGCUAGGUUUCGAAUAUGGUAUAAGUAUAACAUCACCAUUUACAUUGCCUAUUUGGGAAGCUCAAUUUGGGGAUUUCUUCAAUGGAGCACAAAUCAUUAUCGAUACAUAUAUAACAAAUGGAGAAGCAAAAUGGAUGCUGAGCAGCGGCCUAACAAUGCUUUUACCACAUGGAUACGAUGGUGCUGGUCCGGAACAUAGUUCAUGUAGACUUGAAAGAUUCUUACAAUUAACGAAUAGUAAAGAAAACAGUAUCGAUGGCGAUGAUGUUAAUAUCCAUAUUGCGAAUCCCAGUGAACCAGCACAAUAUUUUCAUUUAUUGAGAAGACAGAUGAUAAGAGAUUAUCGAAAACCUUUGAUAGUGGUAGCACCUAAAAUUUUACUACGUCAUCCGGCAGCAGUUUCGCCUCUAUCUGAUUUUGAACCUCGGACGAGUUUCAAAACUAUUAUUGUCCCGUCCGACUCCUUCCUCCCCGUCACUCCUCGUCGAGAAUACUCAACAUCGGCAUCGGCCUAUCUGGGGGAUCCGGAGCGUGCUCCCUCUCCACCGGGACUACCCGAUUCAGGUCCGAUACAAAGGCAACCUCGUUUCCUCGUAUACGGGCAGCCGUCGGAGAAGAUGUCUCUUCUCCUAGGCAAUUCCGCUGCAAGAUGUUCUCUGCCUGAUCUGCUAACAAAGCGUUUCCUGUUCCAGACUAAGCUGGACGUCCUGAGGACGUCCUGUGGUAUAGCAAAUGAGUGCCUCAUCGUGUCCUCAGGAAGUCCUGAAGACGUCCACAGGACGUGCAGGACGGGUACUGAGGACAUCCUCAGGAAGUCCUAUUUUCAUCCAGGAAUGUCCUAA